AUCUUCACUGAUCGUUUUUACAGCUCUUCAGGGAGGUCAGUGUGAUGAAGAUCCUCAACCAUCCAAACAUUGUGAAGCUGUUUGAGGUGAUUGAGACGGAGAAGACUCUGUACCUGGUGAUGGAGUACGCCAGCGGAGGUGAAGUGUUUGACUACCUUGUUGCUCAUGGACGAAUGAAAGAGAAGGAGGCCAGAGCCAAGUUUCGGCAGAUUGUGUCAGCAGUGGAGUACUGUCACCAGAAGAGGAUUGUCCACCGAGACCUCAAGGCAGAGAAUCUGCUGCUGGACGCCGACAUGAACAUUAAGAUCGCAGACUUCGGCUUCAGUAAUGAGUUCACGCUGGGCAGUAAGCUGGACACCUUCUGUGGGUCCCCUCCCUACGCUGCUCCUGAACUCUUCCAGGGGAAGAAGUACGACGGGCCGGAGGUGGACGUCUGGAGUCUGGGAGUGAUCCUCUACACGCUGGUCAGCGGCUCGCUGCCGUUCGACGGACAGAACCUGAAGGAGCUGAGGGAGCGUGUUCUCAGAGGAAAGUACCGGAUCCCCUUCUACAUGUCGACUGACUGUGAGAACCUGCUGAAGAAGCUGCUGGUGCUCAACCCGGGGAAACGAGGCAGCCUGCAGCAAAUCAUGAAGGACCGAUGGAUGAACGUCGGCUACGACGAGAAGGAGCUGAAAACAUACAACGAACCAGAACAAGACUUCAACGACCUCAAACGCAUAGCUGCUGUGAUGUCGUACAUUUCCUCGCCCUGGGACCAUUAA
Messenger RNA from Notothenia coriiceps (black rockcod), 764 nucleotides. RefSeq names its product serine/threonine-protein kinase MARK1-like. Gene Ontology annotation, molecular function: ATP binding; protein serine/threonine kinase activity. Gene Ontology annotation, cellular component: cytoplasm. Lineage: Eukaryota; Metazoa; Chordata; Actinopteri; Perciformes; Nototheniidae. Gene Ontology annotation, biological process: intracellular signal transduction; protein phosphorylation. The record is from RefSeq and is a predicted model, not a curated record.